Molecule: messenger RNA, 1269 nt
Organism: Aspergillus pseudoviridinutans
Lineage: Eukaryota; Fungi; Ascomycota; Eurotiomycetes; Eurotiales; Aspergillaceae
Product: GTPase-activating protein RNA1
Exons: 1
Coding region: 1-1269 (422 amino acids)
Biological process (GO): activation of GTPase activity; nucleocytoplasmic transport
Cellular component (GO): cytosol; perinuclear region of cytoplasm; nucleus
Molecular function (GO): small GTPase binding; GTPase activator activity
Source: RefSeq, a predicted model, not a curated record
AUGGCCCCUCCAAAGGUCUUUUCACUUGAGGGCAAAGGCCUCAAAUUAGACACUGCUGAAGAUAUCGAGGCMCAUAUCAAGCCAUUGAUUGAAAGCACUGAUUUCACGGAGAUUCGUCUGGGUGGUAACACCCUCGGUGUACCAGCCUCGGAACGCCUGGCCCCCGUACUUGCUUCGCAGAAGAACCUCGAAGUCGCCGACCUCGCUGAUAUCUUCACCUCGCGCCUGCUCUCCGAAAUCCCCCAGGCUCUGACUGCCCUUCUCAAUGCGCUGCUUGAGAUCAAAACUCUCCACACCGUCAACCUUUCCGACAACGCGUUCGGCCUGAACACCCAAGCGCCCCUCGUCGAUUUCCUCUCCCGCCACGUGCCCCUCCGCCAUCUGAUCCUGAAUAAUAACGGGUUGGGUCCCGCUGCCGGUACGCUUAUUGCGGAUGCGCUCACAAAACUUGCGGAGCGCAAGGAGGAGGCCCGCAAGGCCGGCGAGGAGAUUCCUCUUCUGGAAAGCAUUGUUUGCGGACGGAACCGAUUGGAGAAUGGCAGUAUGGAAGCCUGGGCACGUGCCUACAAGGUACACGCCGCUGGCAUCCGCUCCGUCAAGAUGACACAGAACGGUAUUCGUCAGGAGGGUAUCUCUCUGCUUUUGAAGGAGGGUCUCCGUCACGCUAGCGCCCUGGAGGUUUUGGACUUGCAGGACAACACGUUCACCAUCAUGGGAUCUACUGCUCUCGCCAGUGUUGUGGCUGGAUGGCCCUCUCUGCGUGAACUCGGCGUCGGCGACUGCCUGCUAUCCGCCCGCGGUGGUGUCAAGGUCGCUCAGGCUUUGGCGGAGGGCAAGAAUCAAAGCAUCCAGACUCUGCGUCUGCAGUACAACGAAAUUACGGCAGAGGGUGUGAAGCAAUUCUUGCACGCUACGAAAACCGCCCUUCCGGCUCUUCGCCGCAUCGAGCUGAACGGCAACAAAUUCUUCGAAGACGACCCGAAUGUGACAGAGUUGCAGGAGGUUUUGGAGGCGCGCAAAGAGGAGCACGGUACCGAUGAUGAUCCGGAGGACAUGUGGGGUGUGGAUGAGCUGGAUGAGCUUGAGGAGGAGAGUGAAGCCGAGGAGGAGGAAGAGGAAAUUGAGGAGGCCGAAGAAGAAGAGCUGGAAGAGCGCAAGGCCGACAAGUUCCUCAAGGACAACGUGAAGGCGGAAGACGAGACGGUCGCUCAAAGACAGGACAAGGAUGUCGAUGCUCUCGCGGAGGCUCUGGACAAGACUGCUCUGUAG